UUUGACCUCUAAGAGAGACUAAACGCAGGGAACAGCGGGUGCGGACAUGACGGGGGAAGGCUCAGGAGGAAGCAGACGUGAAGAGCUCCGCAGACCUGGGACGGUGCGGCAGAGAGAGAGAAAGGAGACCACGGACGCGGCGCUGGUAGGAUGCGAGCAGAGGAAGGACACGCGGCGCCGGGUACCUGCCGGGAGCGCCGGGUCCAAUGGGAGGAGGGCGCGCGCCGGACCUCAACCUGGCCGAGGACGUCACGACGCCGAGGCGGACGCCGGGCCAAUGGGAGGCCGUCGCGGGCAGGGACGGGGCCGAGAGGAGUCGGGGCUGGGUCGCGCGGAGUCGGUUGGUUGACUCCAGUGUAGCCGCCGCCUAGAGGACUGGGGCUUGCCCCUCAUCUUACUCCCGCCGCUUGCACUUCCCGGAUGGUGCUGACUGUUCUCUAAGCGGAGGCGGCGGCGAGUCGUAAGGACGCGCCGCGGAGGCUGUUCGGGGUCGAGGCUUCCCGUCGCCGCACUUCCUCUUGCGGCGCCCGUGCGCGGCCGGCCCGGCGGGCGGGAUGGCGGCAGCGGCCCCAGGGAACGGCCGCGCAUCGGCGCCCCGGCUGCUUCUGCUCUUUCUGGUUCCACUGCUGUGGGCCCCGGCUGCGGUCCGGGCCGGCCCCGAUGAAGACCUUAGCCACCGGAACAAAGAACCGCCGGCGCCUGCCCAGCAGCUGCAGCAACAACCGGUGGCCGUGCAGGGCCCCGAGCCGGCCCGGGUCGAGAAAAUAUUUACACCAGCAGCUCCAGUUCAUACCAAUAAAGAAGAUCCUGCUACCCAAACUAAUUUGGGAUUUAUCCAUGCAUUUGUCGCUGCCAUAUCAGUUAUUAUUGUAUCUGAAUUGGGUGAUAAGACAUUUUUUAUAGCGGCCAUCAUGGCAAUGCGCUAUAACCGCCUGACCGUGCUGGCUGGUGCAAUGCUUGCCUUGGGACUAAUGACGUGCUUGUCAGUUUUGUUUGGCUAUGCCACUACAGUCAUCCCCAGGGUCUAUACGUACUAUGUUUCAACUGUAUUAUUUGCCAUUUUUGGCAUUAGAAUGCUUCGGGAAGGCUUAAAGAUGAGCCCUGAUGAGGGUCAAGAGGAACUGGAAGAAGUUCAAGCUGAAUUAAAGAAGAAAGAUGAAGAAUUUCAACGAACCAAACUUUUAAAUGGACCAGGAGAUAUCGAAACGGGUACAAGCAUAACAGUGCCUCAGAAAAAGUGGUUGCAUUUUAUUUCACCCAUUUUUGUUCAAGCUCUUACAUUAACAUUCUUAGCAGAAUGGGGUGAUCGCUCUCAACUAACUACAAUUGUAUUGGCAGCUAGAGAGGACCCCUAUGGUGUAGCUGUGGGUGGAACUGUGGGGCACUGCCUGUGCACGGGAUUGGCAGUAAUUGGAGGAAGAAUGAUAGCACAGAAAAUCUCUGUCAGAACUGUGACAAUCAUAGGAGGCAUCGUUUUUUUGGCGUUUGCAUUUUCUGCACUAUUUAUAAGCCCUGAUUCUGGUUUUUGACAAGCUGUUUGUUCAUCUGUAUUUAGUUUAAAAUAGAUAAUAUUAUCUCUCUGUACAUAGUGUACAUUACAACUAAAAGUUUGUGAUGGAAAAAUACUGUAUUUUGUAGCACUGAUUCGUGAGUUUGACCCAUUAUUAUGUUUGAGAUAUAAUCAUUGAUUCUAUUUGUAACAAGGAGGUUUAAAAGAAACCUGACUUCCAAGUGUGGGUUUUUCUUCUCUCCAGCAUAAUUAUGUUAAUGUGGUCCCCAUUUUUGUUUUGGUGCAGAACUGUUGUGCAGUGGGGGUCUACCAUGCGAUUUUCUUUCAGCACUGACCCCUUUUUAAGGAAUACAGAUUUUCUCCUUCAUCACUUAGGUGUUUUAAGAUGUUUACCUUAAAAUUUUUCUUGGGGAAAGAAUGAAUGAAUUUCUAUUUUUUAAAACAUUUCCCUGAGCCAGUAAGCAGUAGUUUAAUCAUCGGUCUUUUUAAAAUUAGGUGUUUAAAAAAAGAGACAUAUAUGAUAUUACUGUUACAUCAAUAACAUGGUACAAUAAGAACUGUCUGCCAGGUCAUUCUUCCUCUUUUUUUUUUUUAAUUGGGUAGGACACCCAAUAUUAAAACAGUCAAUAUUUGACAACGUGGAAUUACCAAAUUAAAAGAGAAUACUAUGAAUGUAUUCAUAUUUUUUCUAUGUUGAAUAAACAAUGUAACAUAGAUACAAUAUAAAUAAAAGUGGUAUGACCAGUG
Messenger RNA from Piliocolobus tephrosceles (Ugandan red Colobus), 2257 nucleotides. RefSeq names its product transmembrane protein 165 (gene TMEM165). The transcript is spliced from 6 exons. The record is from RefSeq and is a predicted model, not a curated record. Gene Ontology annotation, biological process: calcium ion transmembrane transport; manganese ion transmembrane transport; Golgi calcium ion transport. Lineage: Eukaryota; Metazoa; Chordata; Mammalia; Primates; Cercopithecidae. Gene Ontology annotation, molecular function: calcium ion transmembrane transporter activity; manganese ion transmembrane transporter activity. Bases 555 to 1529 code for a protein of 324 amino acids. Gene Ontology annotation, cellular component: Golgi apparatus.